GGCAUUUAAUGGGGAAAAAGAGCACUGGAGAUUCUCCUUAUGCUUAUGAAGAAGAAAACAAAACCCCAUUUUCAGCAUUACCUGAAAAUAUCAAGCAGCUGGAAGACUACCUGCAGUGGGAAGAAAUCUCCAAGUAUUUGCUACGGUUGCUGGAAAGGAGUGAAAAUAAAAGUGCUCAUGUCUUAAAAGGAGGGCUUCCCUGGUAUGCCAGGAAUACCUGGGACACAGAUGACAACAGCAGCUGGAAAAAUAUGAUGGACUAUCUGCUUCAAGUUGUGAAUAUGAAAGAGAGCACUCCAAGCUGAAAGAAGGUCUCUAAAUCAUGAAGAAAUGGAAUACUUUCCAUAAGAGACUAUAUUUCGCAAGCACUUGAUUGUAUCAGAUAAUCAACAAGGUCUCUUUUCUGUAAACAAGAUUUCCUUGGUGUAAAAUACCUAAAUACACAUAUUCUUGUAUGUUCAGCAG
Nestor notabilis (Kea) is the source of this 465-nucleotide messenger RNA. It is a transcript of the gene GRP, whose product is annotated as gastrin-releasing peptide. Lineage: Eukaryota; Metazoa; Chordata; Aves; Psittaciformes; Psittacidae. The annotation marks the transcript as partial. Gene Ontology annotation, molecular function: neuropeptide hormone activity. The transcript has 2 exons. The record is from RefSeq and is a predicted model, not a curated record. Gene Ontology annotation, biological process: neuropeptide signaling pathway.